Hemicordylus capensis (graceful crag lizard) is the source of this 2891-nucleotide messenger RNA. Its product is annotated as selenoprotein V-like. The record is from RefSeq and is a predicted model, not a curated record. Lineage: Eukaryota; Metazoa; Chordata; Lepidosauria; Squamata; Cordylidae. The transcript is spliced from 5 exons. Bases 640 to 1644 code for a protein of 334 amino acids.
ACUGGUGAAACAAAAGAAUCAAUUAUUGGAGUUAUUAGGAAUUGAGAGUGGAGAUUCUGUGGUAUAGAACAACCAUUACUUCCCUGAAAGGAUAUGAAGAGAUGGUUGGUCUGCAUUGUUCUAUUUCUUCAAUGGAUAUGCUGUACUUUCAAAAAUGGGUUAGCAGAACGUUUAUUCUCCAGAUGCAGUUAAAGGCUUCAAGGACCCCAACAGGCAACUCCUGGGCACUUUCAGCAUCCUGCCAGGGGAGUCGUGCUCAUCAUGAUGGAAGGGGCUUCUCUUCUGGGCUGUGGCCCACUUCAUCAAGUGAAAAAGAGGCACCAAAACAGGACCAUGAAAGAUUUGGGGGGCAAGUGGUGUUUCCUUUGAUCAAUCUGGUGUAAGGUCAAGAUGCGUAAAGAUAAAGCAGGAUCCGGCAAGGAAAGAGCGGACUUUGAAAGAAGGUGUAGUAGUCAAGAAGAGAAGAGGUGGAUACAAGAAAAAGAGACCCUAACUGGAAGGACCAGGCUGCCCAUAUACUACUUCCCUGCCCUGAGGAAAAUCCCAUUAUCCACUUCAAAAUGAAAUUUGACACCAUUGAAUAGCACUAGUUCAGAAAUAAGAAUAGUCUAUAUAUUAACUUUGGUAUUUCAGGAGAUAAUGAUGAGAGGCUGGCAUUUCAGGAGGACCUCCCCACUUCUGCAGUCAGAACCAGGACAGUCCCACCCACCCCCUUCUGCAGCCAGACCAACUUCAGUCCUGACCUCCUUCUGCAGCCGGCCCCGGGACAGCCCCACACCCCCCUUCUGCAGCCGGCCCCGGGACGGUCCCGCACCCCCCUUCUGCAGCCGGCCCCGGGACGGUCCCGCACCCCCCUUCUGCAGCCGGCCCCGGGACGGUCCCGCACCCCCCUUCUGCAGCCAGCCCCUGGACCAUCCUGCACCCCCCCUUCUGCAGCAAGCCCCAGGACAGUCCCGCACCCCCCUUCUGCAGCCGGCCCCGGGACAGUCCCGCACCCCCCUUCUGCAGCCGGCCCCGGGACAGUCCCGCACCCCCCUUCUGCAGCCGGCCCCGGGACAGUCCCGCACCCCCCUUCUGCAGCCGGCCCCGGGACAGUCCCGCACCCCCCUUCUGCAGCCGGCCCCGGGACAGUCCCGCACCCCCCUUCUGCAGCCGGCCCCGGGACAGUCCCGCACCCCCCUUCUGCAGCCGGCCCCGGGACUGUCCCGCACCCCCCUUCUGCAGCCGGCCCCGGGACUGUCCCGCACCCCCCUUCUGCAGCCGGCCCCGGGACUGUCCCGCACCCCCCUUCUGCAGCCGGCCCCGGGACUGUCCCGCACCCCCCUUCUGCAGCCGGCCCCGGGACUGUCCCGCACCCCCCUUCUGCAGCCGGCCCCGGGACUGUCCCGCACCCCCCUUCUGCAGCCGGCCCCGGGACUGUCCCGCACCCCCCUUCUGCAGCCGGCCCCGGGACUGUCCCGCACCCCCCUUCUGCAGCUGGCCCCGGGACUGUCCCGCACCCCCCUUCUGCACACAUACCCGGCUCUGGGCCAGUCCUGCCUCCUUCCUGCAACUGGCCACAGUUUAGUCCUGCCCCCCCCGCCCUUGAUUUCCCUCAGGGUAGGGAUUAAAUGGCUCGCCAAGAAACGAGGAGAACUCCUGUAGAAGUAACUACAGCCAGUGAAUGCAAGGGAAAUGCAGAAUCCCAGGAGGAUGGAGCAGCUCUAGAUGGAGCAUCCCAAGAGUGGAAAAUGCUGUUGAGAUCAACGAUGUUUUACCCAAGGACUUGCCUCACGCCUGAACCAUGGUUAAACAAAGGAGCACUUCCCGGAAUCCCACUUGGCAUUGUUAUUGAGGUAAGUGCAGAGGGCGACCUCAGCCCGGUCAGUACACAUCAACAUUGACAAAUCUCCCCUCGUGGGUGAAGGGACUUGUGGGCAGGAAGAGGUUGAGGAGAUCAAGCCCGCACCAGAUUCCCAUUCCCUUUCUGGCUAGGUUCCCCAAAGCCUCAAGUCUAUUCAAGGUGUUGGGAGAAGAUCAAAGGAUCCUUCUGUGUGGAAGGGAGGAUACUUCUCCAUUCAGAGGAGUUUUGCCUUCACCUCUGAGGCAAAAACCACCCCCUUAACAGGGAGGCAUGGUUGCACUGCAAUGCUUCACCCCAGGAGUGGAAGCCACACCUUAGUUUACAGAACUCCUUUCAAACUAGUUUCUAUAGUUGUGGUCUGAGUUUGCAACUCUUCUCUCUGCCCCAUCUCUUGAUUCGGAGCCUGGGUGCAAGACCACAUCUUCUCCUAGUACUGCAUGCAGUGUGGGGUGCUGUUUUUUUGCAUCCAUUCCCGACAGGGUAUAAGAAACAAGCCUGGGAAACACAGUGGACCAUGCUGUGACAGCAUCCUUGGUAGGGAUGUUCCUGAAUCGGCACAUCUGAACCAGGCGAAUCGUUUUGGUACCUCUCUAAUGAGGUGCCAAAAUGAUGUGAGCACAUCCCUUAUCCUCGGUCCAUAGGGCCAUCCAGAGGGGUGAGGACAUGCUAAUGAAAGCAGUCCCCAACCUCUGAUGGCUUUCUGCAGGAACACCUUGGCAUCCGCUCACCCCACCGGGUAACAGUGUGGGAUUAGCUGGCCGCCUUUUGGGGCCGAGUAGGAAUUUUCCCCAUCCACCCAGAUUGGCCUGGAGGUGGCUGGUUUUUUGCCUACUCUACACUGUUGCACUGGUAGGGGUUUUUGAUCUGGCCCAUGUUAGGAGCGGUGCCUUUAAAUAGAGUAGCCCCUUGGUCACCAGCACCAUGAUGGCAGGUCAGAGGAGGGGAUACGGUGCUGCACCCUAGGGGUGGCAGCUCCACUGUGGCUUGGCUACAUUGCAGCUCUCUGUUGAAACUAGGUUAAUAAAGUUAUCGCCCUAGUUUUAAUCCA